AAAAGAAUACGUGCACCAGCCAAUGAGCUAUUGUCUUUCUCUUCCUGGUUUCCUUAAAAAGGUAACUUACGCCUAUGUUGGACCGGCGUUGGCAUCGGCUCCGGCUCAACGACCGGUGCUCGCAAUCGCGGGAAAACAGGGGACCCAAUAAGUGGGGCGGCCCGAAAGGCAGUUUAAACGUCACAUUUCCCACCUCCAAAUGACUCCGAGACUCGGAACCAACGCUAGAUCUUACCUUUACAAGACAAGCCGUCAACACACUCGAAUCUUUCGCCAGGUUCAUACCAGGGAAGGAAACUCGAGACGAUGCUCCUCCAGAUCCUGGGGUCUCUCCAACACCUCCGGGCCUCAACCAUCGUCUACGCUCUCAUCGCCCUCCUCCUCCCCGUCACCCUCACCGUAGCCUUCAUCCUCCACAAUGGCGACGCAGCAUCCACGCGCAGGAAGCUCCGGAACCUGGAGUCCUUAGGUGUUCCGGCCAACAAAAGCCACAUGGCAGAUCAAUUCGACUCCAAAUAUGCCCUCCCAGAAGACACACCAUCGGGCAACCAGGGGCCGAUCCGCAUCAAGUCAAUCUACAUCCAUCCGAUCAAAUCCUGUGGCUUCAUCGAAGUAGACAGAGCCCUCCUCACAAAAACAGGAUUCGCAUACGACAGAUGCUUCGCCCUCGCAGCCGAGACGCCCGACCCGGAAACGGGCGCCGUCUCCUGGAAACUCAUUAGCCAGCGCACAAAGCCAAACAUGUGCCACAUCCACACAGAAAUCUACCUCCCCAGGAAGAACAGCGAUCAGCGAGACCCUCUAGUCCAAGCCGGCGGCUGCGUCCUCGUAACCUUCUCAGACCCAGACCCCCCAACCUGGACCCAACGCAUCGAGACCCUCCUCUCAAACCCCUUCAACCCCUCCGCAACACCCCAAAUCUCCUUCACCGUGCCCCUGAACCCUUCCUCAACCCUCGUAGACGAAUUCAAAAUCGGCCUCAAAACCUUUGGCAUCCACGCCCGCGAUGCCUCCGGCCUAGACAUGUCCCGCAUCCCCUCCGUCGCCACGACUCUCCUCCCAAAACUGAAGAAAUUCCUCGCCAUUCCGCGGAACCGCGGCCUGACGCUCACGCGCUGCACGCCCGAGACCUUGACGCGGACGACCCUCAACCUCGCGCCCGUGAGCUACAUCGGGUCGCCCGCUGUCCACGGAUACACGGACCAGCAGCCCGUCAACCUCAACAGCUUAUCCUCCGUCCACGCCGUCUCCGCACUGCUGCCGCCGGAAAACAGACCGCUUGACGCCCUCCGCUUCCGCGCGAACUUAUGGGUUACGGGAGCGCCGGCGUACGUGGAAGAGACGUGGAAACGAUACCGCAUUAUUCCCAAAGGAAACCUCUCAAACAACAGCAGGCCGCGGGCGGAGGUCUCACCGAAGCUCUCCGUCGUCUGCAGAACAUCCCGCUGUACGAUGCCAAACGUCAAUCUCGCUACAGCGACCUUUGACACGGAGAACCCGGCGUCAGCUGAAAAGAAGAAAGGAAAGCCGCAGCCUAGCUCGACGCUGAUCGAGCACCGCAUCCCUGAGACGGGGAACCCCAAGGCGCUGGGGUACCUCGGGAUGCAUUGCGUGCCGGAGGACGAUGAUCUGGAUGAGGCUAGGAGGCAGGGGAAGGGGCUGUAUGUCCAUGUCGGCGAUGAGGUCGAAGUUCUUGAGACGGGGGAGCAUUUGUAUGGGUCUACUGCGAAUGAUUAUUGAGGCGGCUACUUCCCGGGAGGGUUUGAGCUAAGGAGACCGGAGUGACAAUGAAAGCGGUGCCGCUUGAGACUUGCGUCGAAAGGUAAUGAAGGCGAUGUCUCUAUCAGCUUAUUGAGAAGGGGACGUGGAAGCUACCCGGUUCAAGCUGCUUAGGAGCCAGUGUGACGUUGAAGAGUUCAUCCUUUGUGGUUAAGGGUCCCCGCUAGAUGGAAGACCUGGAUGGCUUUCCUAGCCACUUGGAAGUUGUUAUAGAGAAAUUACCCACGAACUCAAAACCUCUCUUGUUCGGCCUCAUUCAAUGGCAAGUCUGAUACUUAGCAUAGACAGUGGUGUAGUCAAAAGUUGAUAGUGAUGGCUUUGGGCCGGUAUACGCCAACAUGAUGUCCCUCACAACCCAGC
This is a messenger RNA of Colletotrichum acutatum, 2139 nucleotides long. RefSeq names its product putative molybdopterin cofactor sulfurase. The transcript has a single exon. The record is from RefSeq and is a predicted model, not a curated record. NCBI's taxonomy places the organism in Eukaryota, Fungi, Ascomycota, Sordariomycetes, Glomerellales, Glomerellaceae. Gene Ontology annotation, molecular function: catalytic activity; molybdenum ion binding; pyridoxal phosphate binding. The coding region runs from base 307 to 1740 and encodes 477 amino acids.